AUGGUUUUAUCGAAACGGUGGAAGUUUCUUUGGAUGUUAGUGCCAAGACUUCGAUAUAACCGUGAUGAAUAUCAAGUUGGUGCAUGUGAAUCCAUGAGAUUCAGGCGGUUGAUUCACACUUCUUUGGUUUUGCACAAGGCUCUGGUCAUAGAAAUUUUGAAUAUCUCAAUUAGUCCAAUGAGUGAUGCUUAUGAAGAUAUUGAAGAGUGUGUUGGAACCGCUAUUGAACGUGGUGUGCGUGAGCUAUGUAUCCAUACCGAAACUUGUUCUACCGGGUCUCCAGUAGUAGUACUUCCAAGUAGCUUGUGUCCAAGUUCUUCUGCAAUGCUUGUGACUUUGUUGCGAGACAAUGUGGUUCUUAAAUAUUCGUUUUCAUUGGUUUCUUUCCCAUCCCUCAAAAAUCUGGCACUUCUUUCAUUGACGUACCCAAGCGACGAAUUUGUCCCCAUGCUUUUAUUUGGUUGUCCUGUUCUUGAAACUAUGAUGAUAGAACGAUACCGAGGUGAUAAUGUGGGCUUAUUCAUUGUUAGAGUUACCUCUUUAAAGAUGUUAAAAUUGGUUGAACAAUCUUACAUAAAUGCUGACAGGUUUCUAAUAGAUGCUCCUUCGUUGGAGCUCUUGGAGAUUAAUAAACACAAGGGUGGGUUUUGUCGCAUUGAGCAUAAUAUGCCUAAGAUUGAAGCUGCAAAUGUUUAUGUUACUUGUAGUCAUACACAGCAGAUUCUUUCGUCUCUUACUUCAGUCGAGCAACUUGGAUUAUGUUUAGCGACAUCGAAGAAUGUGUAUGCUGAAGGAAAAAUAUAUAGUCGACUUGUACGAUUGCAUCUAUGCACAUGUGAGCCAGAGUGGUUGAAUCUGCUAAUGCGUCUGCUCAGAGAUUCCCCUAAACUAAGAAUCCUCAUACUAGAACAAUCUCAGAUCCAUAGAGUUGAGACUGAUGUAUAUCCGCGACCAUGCUGGAAUGAACCGAGUCAUGUCCCGGGAUGCCUAUUGUCAAGUCUUGAAAUUUUUGAAUGGUCGGAAUACGAAGGGAAAGAAGAAGAGAUGGAAGUUGCAAGAUUCAUCUUAAGAAACUCUAGUUGUUUAAAGAUGGCAGCAUUCUACCCCAAAUCCACAAAUCAUGAAGAGAAACGUGAGAUGCUAAUGGACCUGUCAAUGUCACCAAGGCGUUCUUCAAUCUGCCAGCUUGAUUUCAAUCGUGGGACUAUUACAAAAAGGAACAUCUUUUAUGCUCACCGGUUAUUCCGACGUUUAGUACAAGCAUCCCAAAUCCCGUAG
This is a messenger RNA of Camelina sativa (false flax), 1278 nucleotides long. RefSeq names its product putative FBD-associated F-box protein At1g32375. Gene Ontology annotation, molecular function: protein binding. The record is from RefSeq and is a predicted model, not a curated record. NCBI's taxonomy places the organism in Eukaryota, Viridiplantae, Streptophyta, Magnoliopsida, Brassicales, Brassicaceae.